ACCAUCGGAAAAAGAUGGCUGGACGAGGAUGCUUCGCUUAGCUUACUUUGCAUCUUCGGCAUGUUCCUGAAGCCGAACAGCAGAGCUGAAUCUAAUUUAGCCAAUUUGGAGCUUUGAUGUUGACUUCUUUGUUUCUGUCCUUGUUCUUCUGUGUCAGGCGCAACCAACAACUCGCAAGGCGACAGAUACCAGACACUCGCUACUACCAUCCAAACUCGGAUCAGCAGUACAAAAUUGGUACUCCCUACUAACCUCAUAAACCUCAUAGUUUGAAAUAGCUCACUCAACGUAACAAGCAUUCUUAUCAAGUGACGCAUUCGAACUUUGCAUCGUCGCAAUCGGCCUCGAAUCAAGGGUGGUUGCGAUCACUUGCAACCACGCCCCACCUAUCUCCCUUUCCCCUGCACACCACAUGAUGAAGUGAUCGGAUGCAUAGGAAGGCCAAUCUUCAGGUGAAGGAAUUGCAGACGCUGGGGUCGUUGUCACCGUCGCCAUCUUCGGUGGGCGACACACGCGACAUCCGACCAGGAUGCCUCGAGCCCUUACGAUCCUCGUCAUCAUCGCCACUUUGUUCUUCUUCCUAACACCACCAACAUGGGCACAGUCACCGACCGAAACAGAGACAGUGCAAAUCGUAGCAACAACAGUCACACACUACUACACGGAAACACCAGCCGCAAGCGCACUUUCAACACAAUACACAUCCACAGAGGAAUUCCGAACCUCAAUCCUCAACGCCACAAACUUCUACCGGUACGAACACUCGGCGCCAUUCCUCUACUGGAACACAACACUAGCCGAGUACGCACAGCGCUACUCUCGAGAAUGUCUCUGGAAACACUCGGCCAACAACUCCAACGGCGAGAACCUAGCGCGCGGCUACAGUAACGUCACCGCGGCCGUACAGGCAUGGGGCGACGAACGAUCCAUGUACGACUUCGACUCGAAACACCCAACGGGUUUCACUGAAGCUACAGGACACUUCACCCAGUUGGUCUGGCAGUCCACAUAUGCGGUCGGAUGUGGUUGGACAGAUUGCGAUGGCCAAAACGGUCUUGAUGGUGUUUUCCUCGUCUGUGAAUACUGGCCACCAGGGAAUCUUAUCGGGCAGAAUGAUUUCUGGUUUAAAGAGAAUGUUAAGCCGGAGAUUCCUAGCGAUGAUGAUAGUGGGUUCAAUGUUUUCGAUGCGACGAAAGGUGCGACUGGUGGUACUCCUUCUCCGACGAGUGGAUCUUCUGGUGCGACUUCGUCAAGUGCUGCCAUGUCGGUCGUUCGUGGUCAAUAUCUCAUGUCGAUGAGGCAACCGGUGAUAAUGGUGGUGCUGUUGGCAUUGGUUUUGCCAGCUAUCGUCUUUGGAAUCGGCCUGUCUCCCUGAAGGAGGCAUAUGGGUAUGGGCCAUGGUCGACAAGGUGCGAUAGAUUGGCCUAGGGCCACAAGGAUGUCAGAUAGAUCAGGGCAUUGAACACUGGAGUGCUCCUAGAUCGAGCAUGAUGACGAGGACACGAGGUGAUACCCAGCUAGACAUUGAUAAGAGGUCAGGUCACGACAGUGUCCGUAGAGUGAGUGUAGCCCUGAAGAAUUGGACACAUUAGUUGUACAUAAUAAUAAUAACUCAACGUCUCAACCGUAUAUAACAA
Molecule: messenger RNA, 1637 nt
Organism: Exophiala mesophila
Lineage: Eukaryota; Fungi; Ascomycota; Eurotiomycetes; Chaetothyriales; Herpotrichiellaceae
Exons: 1
Coding region: 530-1375 (281 amino acids)
Cellular component (GO): extracellular region
Source: RefSeq, a predicted model, not a curated record